Lolium rigidum is the source of this 579-nucleotide messenger RNA. RefSeq names its product RING-H2 finger protein ATL39-like. The transcript has a single exon. Bases 1 to 579 code for a protein of 192 amino acids. NCBI's taxonomy places the organism in Eukaryota, Viridiplantae, Streptophyta, Magnoliopsida, Poales, Poaceae. The record is from RefSeq and is a predicted model, not a curated record.
AUGUCUAACCUGUUGGCGAGGCUCCCGAUAUGGUUCCGCGGAGAUAACGGCCGGCGUGGAGCGUGGUACGGCGUCGCGUUGUCCUUCGUGUCAAUGCUCGUCUUCUGCGUGCUCGUCGCCACCGUCAGCGUCUGGAAGGCGUUCGUGUUCGCCGGUCUGGCGUUGGUUGCCUUCGGGAUCGUAGAGUGCCUUAGGCCGACGGGCGGCACCGGCGACGAGCAGGAGGCUAGGGCGGGCGCUCCACCGCGGGCGUGGAAGUUCGGGCUCGGGAAGAGCACGAUCGACGCGCUGCCCACGUACGCAUACACGCCCAGUGGCGCCGAGGGAGGCGGCGACCUCGAGUCCGGGAGCGGCGAGCUGUGCUCCGUGUGUCUGGAGGAGCUUGAGGACGGCGAGAUGGUGCGGCAGCUACCAGCGUGCAAGCACCUCUUCCAUGUGGAGUGCAUCGACAUGUGGCUGCACUCGCACACCACGUGCCCUAUUUGCCGCUGCGACCUGUCGCCACCGAGGACGAUUACUGCAAAAUUGGCGGCUGUAGAGACGGAACUGCCGGCUGAUGAUGCUUUGCCGCCUGUGUAG